AAUAUGAGUUACUCUUUAAUACUCAGUGACUCUUACGGCGACGGGCUGCUGUCUCGAUACCAGAGCCUGCGACAAGAGGGACGGAUGUGCGACAUCAUCCUGGAGGCCGAAGGCAAGGAAUUCCCAGCUCAUCGCACCUUGUUAGCCUGCUCAAGUGACUACUUUUGGUCCCUUUUUCAGGACUACACUCUGGAGUCCAAGGCUCAAGCCGUCAGUCUCCCGGCCGUGUCGUCUGCUGGCCUGGAACAGGUACUGGACUUCAUCUAUACCUCAUGGAUCUCACUGUCGCCCUCCAGCCUGGAGGACACGUUGGAAGCUGCCUCCUACCUGCAGGUCACACAUGCCGUGGAUCUUUGUACAGGAUACAUCUCGAGCAGCCUCAAUCUCAACAACUGCUGCUUUUUUGCCAACGUGGCGGCCCGUUACGGCCUUUUUGAGGCACUAGAUGAGAGCAACUGCUUCAUUGCACAAAAUAUGGGCAGAUUACUUGAAGACACUGGGGACAGAUUCGGGAUCCUGGAGCUAAACCGUGACUCUUUUCAGAAGGUGCUUGGAUCAGAGGAGAUGUCUGGAGUGAAGGAAAUAGCAGUACUACACCUGGUGCUAGACUGGUUAGCAUGCAACCCUUUACCUGCCCUGGAAAGUAACUCCCUUCUAAGCCGUGUUCGGUUUGGUCUGGUACCUCCUAAAGAACUGUCUCAUCUAAGUAAGUCUAACCCAGUUCUUCGCACUCCUUUCAUUCACAGCUUGGUACAGAAAGCCUUGUAUUAUCACGUGCAGGUUCCUCUACAGCCAUUACUGCAAAGUGUCCACACCAGUUUGAGAUCCACAACCAAGACAAUCCUACUCAUAGGAGGAGGGACAGAACCAGAACGACCUCAGACUACGAUCCAGAGGUAUGAUCAACAGAGCAGAAGAGUCCACUCCCUGUCGACCGUUAUGCCCAUAAAGCUCCAGCAUCAAGGUGUCUGUGUGGUGGGAAACUUUUUGUUUGUUCUAGGAGGGGAGAUAGUGGAGGUUAAUGGGGAAAGUGAGAAGACUGCUGUAAAGACCGUCUCUGACCAAGUGUGGAGGUACGACCCUCGAUUCGAUCGCUGGGAGGAGAUGGAGCCACUGUUGCAGAAGAGAGCACAGUUCUCCUGCUGCGUGGUAGAGGGAGUUAUAUAUGCCAUAGGAGGACGUGGCCAAGAAAGGGAGCCUGCUCUGUCCUCAGUGGAAAGAUACAACAUGAAGGCAGGGUGCUGGCGAAGUGGCGUGUCCUUGCCUCACGCUGUCCACGGCCAAGCCUGCGCCACAAUUGGCAGAGGUAUCUACAUCUCCGGAGGUAUCCAUGGUAGUCAGCAUGAUUGCAGCAAGGAAGUGUUAUUUCUCGAUGCCUCUACUGGUGGCGCCUGGGAAAGACGCUCACCAAUGUCUAUAGCCAGGUUUGGUCACCAGAUGGCAGCGAUAAACGAGCGGAUCUAUGCCUUCCUAGGGAUGUACGAACCUUACAGUGAAAUCGAGUGCUACGAUUCCAAACGAGAUCACUGGACUCGACUCAAGCCCCUCCUGAACGAUCGCUUUUGCUACGGUUUGACGGUCACAACCGGCGGGCGUGUGCUGAUGUUCGGAGGCAGGAAGUGGCAGGACGGACAUGAAGUGUGCACCCGUAACGUUCUGGAAUACGACCCUGAAUCUGACAGCUGGAGGGAGGUUGGUAAACUACCCGGCCCCUUGUGUGGGACCCAGUGUGCCAUGAUAAGCCUCCAGGAACAAACAGAAACGUAAGACCUACAGUUCAUUCCAUACACCCAGAGAAAGGGUUUCCGCCGCCUCAGGGGACUUUAAAUGUGGUGAGAUGUCGUCAAUCUGUGCAGGGAAGUCGAUACUUGACCUCUUGGAGAAAGAUCUGUCGUGACGGUUGCACCAGAGGAAUACUUUGUAGGAGCAUGAUGAUAAGAGUCUUGCAAGGGUUGCAAUGAUUAGCAUGGAACAAGAAAGUAAAGGACAAGCCUGAGAAGAUAUGUUUGUUACAUAUUAAAGCAGGUUAAAAAGGAUAAAUACAGUGUAUCACAAAAGUGAGUACACCCCUCACAU
Trichomycterus rosablanca is the source of this 2076-nucleotide messenger RNA. Its product is annotated as kelch-like protein 34. The record is from RefSeq and is a predicted model, not a curated record. Lineage: Eukaryota; Metazoa; Chordata; Actinopteri; Siluriformes; Trichomycteridae. Gene Ontology annotation, molecular function: protein binding. Bases 4 to 1767 code for a protein of 587 amino acids. The transcript has a single exon.